AUGCGGCUAAUUUUGCUGGCCCUGCCGGUGGUGUUGGCCCAGUUCAAUGUGCCCUACUACGAAUUUGCGCCCGAAGAUGAGCUGCUGUUUGUGCAAGUGGCCUGGCGUCAUGGCGAUAGGGCUCCGACAAUGACUUAUCCGACCGAUCAACACCAAGAAAAUAUUUGGCCAAAUGGAUGGGGCGAGCUGACACCGCUGGGGAUGCGCCAGCAAUACGCGCUCGGCAGGGUGUUGCGCGCUCGUUAUAUGAACGAGACGAAUCCCUUCUUGAACCCGCGGUACUUCGCCAAGCAGGUGUACAUCCGGUCUACCGACGUCAAUCGCACUUUGAUCUCUGCUUAUGCCAACACAGCUGGAAUGUUUUCUGGAGGUGAAAAGGGAACGGACUAUCCAACCUAUGGACGAUGGCCCACUAAUUGGACACCAGUCCCGGUCCAUACCAUCGAUGUCGAUACUGAUCAUGUCGGCAACAUCUUCGCCCCGUGCAAGCGCGCCGAAGAGCUCGACGAACAACUACGCAACAGCAAGCCGUUCAAGAAGCUUGAAGCCGAUAACGAGGAUUUCCUCCAAUACAUCAAAGAGAAGACCGGCAUGGAAGUGGAUUUGCGCAACAUCUACUUGAUCAACGACGUGCACCACAUCGAGAUGAUCUACAACUUGAGCCAACCCGCGUGGCUAACGGAUGAAGUUUCUGCCAAGCUUCGAAACUUGACGCUAAAGGCGAACGAGUAUACUUACGGCAUCGGAAAACCGUACGUCCCGGAACUCAUCAGACUGCGUGGAGGAAACAUCCUGAAAUCCAUCGUGAACAACAUGCAGCAGAAAGUCCGCUGUCAAUUGAAGGCUAACAAGGGUCCGGAAUGCGCUUGGUUGGGUGACCUGAAAUACUACGCCUACUCCGCGCACGAUACCACCGUGGCCGCCUUGCUGACGACGCUCGGCAAUGAGCGUCAAGUGAUUCGCGGAGGAUUGCCGAAAUACACCGCGUCCGUUGCAUUUGAGCUGUGGAUGCUGAAAGACGGUCCGGCCGUACGGAUUCUUUAUCAUACCGCCUUCCAUCAUAACUACCAUCCCAUCACGCACCUUACCCAUGGUUGCCCAACUGAUUCCGAAUUCUGCCCACUCAAGCAAUUCGUGGAACGAUCACAGAAGUUCAUGCCCGAGGACAUCGUCCUCGAAUGCAAGAAAGCCAUCGCCCCCGGUUUUGAUGAAAGCAUCCUCACCAACCGCGUGCAGCCG
Molecule: messenger RNA, 1239 nt
Organism: Mesorhabditis spiculigera
Lineage: Eukaryota; Metazoa; Nematoda; Chromadorea; Rhabditida; Rhabditidae
Source: the annotation of a GenBank genome assembly